Colletotrichum gloeosporioides is the source of this 1131-nucleotide messenger RNA. RefSeq lists its product as uncharacterized. Gene Ontology annotation, biological process: regulation of DNA-templated transcription. The record is from RefSeq and is a predicted model, not a curated record. Lineage: Eukaryota; Fungi; Ascomycota; Sordariomycetes; Glomerellales; Glomerellaceae. The coding region runs from base 1 to 1131 and encodes 376 amino acids. Gene Ontology annotation, cellular component: nucleus. Gene Ontology annotation, molecular function: zinc ion binding; DNA-binding transcription factor activity, RNA polymerase II-specific. The transcript has 4 exons.
AUGGGUCCCAAUUCUGCGGACUCGGAUGGAGCCAUUCCUGCUGUCGACCUGCCAUCCUGCGAGGGUUGCCGACGGCGCAAGCUGAAGUGCACCCGCCAGAGACCGCUUUGCUCGAACUGCGAACGGCUUGAGUUAGAGAUUGACUGUAUUUAUGAGAAUAGGCGAAAUAAACCGGGGUUAAAGGGUGGCGCCGUCGAAAGUCUCAAUAGAAGACUUGAGGCGGUGGAAAACGCUGUCUUCAGCAACAGCGAGAUACCAACUGCUACAACUGAUGGUCCUGUGGAUAGUCAGACGUCGUCGAUCGUAGGAGUUCUCUCUACUCUUGCGACUGAGAUCAACAAGCUGAAUUCCACAAUUGGAGCGAGUCUUGUGUCACAUUUGAGCUCUUCCGAAAGUGGACCACAACCAAGCGUUGGAGGAAACACUCACAAUGACCAAGAGUCUUUUCGACCGAAUAAGCGACCAAGAUAUGAGGAACAGCGUCAUGCUCACAUACAGUCACCAGUCCUAGGGCACGAAGACCCAACGCUUGGUUUUCCUUGCCAGCUUUCAGAGCUACUCGAUGCAUACUUCACCCGAGUUCAGCCAUGGAUUCCACUGUUGCAAGAAGCAGGCUUCCGGAAAAGAUUGCUGACGUCCGACAAGACGACUGCAUCUGUCAUCUUGCACGCAAUGUUGGUUGCGGCGUCACGGUUUAUUGGGAAAAGGGACCAUGCACCAAGCGAACUCAAAUCGCAAGCUCAAAGAUCACGAAACCUUGUGAUCGCAACCUCAAUGAACGCCCCCAAUGUUGAGAGCCUGCAAGCAUUGGCAAUUGUCGCCUUUUCUGAUCCACUCGCCCUAAGAUUUAUGAACCCCGAUAGAUUGGCAAUGGAGAGUGUGAAAAAGCCUGGCCUAUCAUUGGUUCGAUCUCCAGAUCAGUUCAAUACCUGCAGCUCAGUUAUGAGGAUGCAGACCGGCAAAGGCGUUCAUCAUUUAUCCGCCCUUCGCCACAUCUUACGGGGCCGAGAAAUUGGGUCGAAGAGGAAGAGCGACGCAGGGUAUUCUGGAACAUAUUUAUCUUGGACAGGUCAGUUAACAGUUCGGCGCGUUCUCAAGCCAUCCAGAACUAAUUCAUCGCCCGUGAAAUAG